GAUAUAAAUACUCCCCGUUCGGACUCGAAUCGGUCACCGCUCCCGCCUUCGUACUCUUCAGUUCGCAACUCGAGAGGCGAGCUUCGAGAUAAAGGCGUGGCUUCGCCGUCUACUGUGUCCGCUAUUGUCCCUCCAUCCCCGGCCUCACCUGCAUCACAACUUUCCUUCAGCCACGAUGCAGGACGCAACGCUCCCUCUUCGGCGCUUCAUCCUCGCGUGGCCGUCAUUCUGGGAGUCGACAGGAAGUGGCACGCGCCUCUGCUGGUCUGUCGGGCGCUGAGCACGGUGCCUGCUGCAUGGUGGGGGCUGCGGUGUGCUUUUACUUUUCUGGCUGAGCUUCUUCACAUACGGCCGGGGAUGGGACGGGAGGGUUGGGCGGCAGCAAUUAUCGGGAGUGUUGGACAAGAUUGGGAUGUAGAGAGGAGAUUUAGAGUGACGGAGGUGGCAUUGGCUAUUAUGUGGUGCUGCGCAUCCGCAUAUCUUUCUUAUUUUUUUGCUGAUUGCAUGAUGUCUCGAUGGCUUUUGAAUUAUACCCCACCGGCUGUUGUCAUUCGUCUUCUUACAACAAACGGGCUGAUCGCUUACAUUACUUCUUGGGUUCUUUACCUCUCCGGUGCAUCGUCAGACCCACGUCUUCUUCUACCGGCAUGGAUAUCGAUCACAACAACCCUUACCUUCCUCUACCACGCCACUCAAAACCACGCCACAAUUAAGCGUGAGACAACCGCAUCGUUGUUGGUCGUAUCAGUCGCCAGCUUCGUCAGUAUGUCCUCGCUUCUUCUGCAGCUACACUUGACCCGCGAGAACGAGCCAGAGGUACCCUUGUUCGUGAUCACACGGAAGUUGUGGGACUGGGCUGUUGCGAUAUUCCUUCGUAUGCGAGUUGCGGAUGCAAGGGCUGGAGCUAGGGAGCUGUAA
Messenger RNA from Aspergillus novofumigatus IBT 16806, 918 nucleotides. RefSeq lists its product as uncharacterized. Gene Ontology annotation, cellular component: endoplasmic reticulum membrane. Lineage: Eukaryota; Fungi; Ascomycota; Eurotiomycetes; Eurotiales; Aspergillaceae. The transcript is spliced from 4 exons. The record is from RefSeq and is a predicted model, not a curated record. The annotation marks the transcript as partial. Gene Ontology annotation, biological process: protein N-linked glycosylation; cellular response to oxidative stress.